This is a messenger RNA of Ciona intestinalis (vase tunicate), 1391 nucleotides long. The record is from RefSeq and is a predicted model, not a curated record. Lineage: Eukaryota; Metazoa; Chordata; Ascidiacea; Phlebobranchia; Cionidae.
UGUUGGUGUUUAUAAGUAUUUAAACAUGUCUCGAUAUUAGCUUUACAGAUAUAGGCUACGAAUAAAAAUAUGCAGUCCUUGUCGUCUAUAUUGACAAUACCAACUGGAAUCUCUCUACUGACCCAAAUCACUUUAAUUAUAAUGAUUUGGGUAAUGAUGAACAACAAAUUAAAGGAAACCAAAAAGGUUUCAGAAAGAUUGGACGACGAAAUAAUGUGCAUGAAAUGUUGUUUCGAUGCAAACAUGAACGAAAGUUGCCAAAACGAAUGCGGUCACAGCAGCAUUUCUAAACGAGGUCAAUGCGGUAGGCCGAGUAACAAACACCAACGUUUGUUUUCCGACGAUGAAAUACAACAGAUAAUAAAGAAGGAAUAUACCACUGGUCUCAACAGCAGACUUGGAAGAUACUUUAUACACCCAAAACAACAAUUUGACCAAAAGUUAAAAACCUUACGUAAGAUGGUAGAGACCUCUCAUCGACCAAAAGCUUUUAUGACUAUAGGACAAUCAAAUGGACCGCCAUUAAAAACCACAAACUGCAGUCGAGCGUUAUCUUGGAACACGGAAAUCGGGGCUGCUUUUUGUUACGUUGACGGUUUGACAUACAUGAACGAAUCUGGCUUGCAAAUUCAAGGCACUGGACAGUACUUGGUUUACAUGCACACCACUUUCAUAAGAAAUAAGCCUUCUGAGAUGGAAGAACCGAUUAGAGGCGAUAGAAUCGGGAAUUGUAUGCUGACACAUAUGGUACACAAAAGCUCAGGGGACAGCAGCAUCGAAAUAUUAAUGAAAAGCACCGAAACAAGAGAUUGUGGCGUUUUUAUAGCUCAUCACAGAAAACGAAGAGGGUCAGAAUCUAAAACAAACGUUGGGUUUCAAACACUGCACACAACAGGUAUUUUUAAACUGGAAAAAGGAGAUCACAUUCAACCGUUUUACCAUAUGCCAAAGUAUAUGAAAGUAGGCUGGACCAGCACAGAAACAUUCUUUGGAAUAUUUAUGUUAUAAAUAGAAUAAUAAUAUAACAUAUAGUAGGGUUGGGGAAGAUGGUACACUUUUCCAUUCUAUUUUCUCGUCCCAUUUGGCAGUAAACAAAAAGGAACACUAAAGAACAAGAAUUAUAAAAUCGUAUCUCCACGCCUCCCAUAGACCGUUGUUAAUUGAAACACGAUCAGGAUAUUAUGUGCUGAAGGUGUCCCGUCUCCCCACCCUACUACACGUUUUUUUUCUCUUCGGAUACAUAGUAACGAAGAUGUAAUAGAAAUGUAAAUGGUUUUUUUGAAUGCACUUACUAGUUUUGUACAACAUAAUUCAUGCCUUUGUAGAGCAUUAAAAAUCGCGUGUAAAUGCCAGACGUUUGCGCAAAUUGAAUAAAAAAACAUGUGUGAAGC